GCAUGACCAUCAUUUUACACAGUAAUAUGAACAUAAAUAAUGUCUGUAGAACCAUUACACUGCAGGUAUUAAACUGAUAUAAGUAUAGGAGAUUGACUUUUUGCGUAGUCCACUCACUUUAAAAAAGAAUAUGACUUUGAUGGCAGUGUAAAAAUAAGAACAAAUAAACAUGUUAUUUGUGUUCUGUACAGAUCUAAAAUAUGAACAGUUCUGUGUCGGCGCUGCUACAGGUGUCCGUGAGGCGCCGUGCCACCCUGUAUGUGGUGAACCUCCUGAUCCCCAGCUGCUUCCUCAUCACCGUGGACCUCUUCAGCUUCAUGCUGCCUCCUCAGAACGUGGACCGCUCCUUGUUCAAGAUGACCCUCAUCCUGGGCUACACCGUCUUCCUGCUCAUCAUGAACGACCUGCUGCCCGUCACUGGGAACACCAUACCGCUCAUAAAUGUGUUCCUGUGUCUGUGCCUGUCUCUGAUGGUGGCUAGUCUACUGGAGACCAUCCUCAUCACAAACCUGCUGUGCGGCUCCUUUCUCGACUCUCCCGUCCCGCGCUGGGUCCGAGUGGUCGUUCUUUCCAUCCUGGGCCCAAUGGUGCGGCUUCCUCCCAAGCCGGGGGAUCGAGAGGACACAGUCAUCCAAAAUCCUGCCGCACAAGAAGUGAAAGCCUCCUCUGCGGCGGACGCGGACGGUGAGGUUUCACAGCAGAAAGGGCCGCUGGAUGAGGACGAGGCCCGGCAGGAGCUGAGGAGCAUAGGCAGCGACCUUCUGGCCAUCCGUCUUCAGGUCAAGCAACAGCUGGGGAAAAGCCAGAGCUCGGAGGAGUGGAUCCAGGUGGGAUUCAUCAUAGACCGCCUGCUGUUCUGCUUCUACGUCCUCUUCAUUUCAGUCAGCUUCAUCACCAUCAUCACUAUCUGGGUCCAGUCAAACAACAUAUCCUGAUUUUGCUUUGACUUUCUUUUUUGUUUAUUAUAUAUUUUGGGGGAUUGAUCAUGUUUUAUCAAAGUUAUUGUCAAUUACUACCGCUAAGCAUACAAUAAUUGUGUUGUCAAACUCCUGUUGACUUUUACCCU
Pungitius pungitius (ninespine stickleback) is the source of this 1066-nucleotide messenger RNA. RefSeq names its product 5-hydroxytryptamine receptor 3E-like. Bases 201 to 935 code for a protein of 244 amino acids. Gene Ontology annotation, molecular function: serotonin-gated monoatomic cation channel activity; acetylcholine-gated monoatomic cation-selective channel activity. Gene Ontology annotation, cellular component: neuron projection; plasma membrane; synapse. NCBI's taxonomy places the organism in Eukaryota, Metazoa, Chordata, Actinopteri, Perciformes, Gasterosteidae. The transcript has 3 exons. Gene Ontology annotation, biological process: signal transduction; nervous system process; regulation of membrane potential. The record is from RefSeq and is a predicted model, not a curated record.